GCAGAAAGUAAGCACUUUUGUUUCUGGUAUCUGGUUGGGAAGUGGAAUCUAAAAAAGAUAGCAAAAGAAGAAUUUGCUUCAUCAUCACAUCAUCUAAUUAAUGCCAGUUUAAGAUCUAAUAAUGAGUUUAAUAAAUUCAUUGAAGUAAUAAGUUCUGAUUUGAAACAAUUACCCGAAAAUUAA
Molecule: messenger RNA, 183 nt
Organism: Racocetra persica
Lineage: Eukaryota; Fungi; Glomeromycota; Glomeromycetes; Diversisporales; Gigasporaceae
Source: the annotation of a GenBank genome assembly